UAUCAUCACGUGAUUUCACGCAUGUGACUUUCAUUUUUAGAGACACGGCAUUUUUCGUCGGUUUUCAGGUUUUGAUGAAAGAAUGGAUGCAGUGUUCAGUCAUAUCGACAAAAACCAGGAGAAGUAUAUCAAGCGUCUCUCAGAUGUUGUUGCUAUAAAGAGCGUUUCAGCAUGGCCAGAAACAAGACAAGAGAUCACGACAAUGGUGGAAUGGACAAAAGGGGAACUUGAGAAGCUAGGAACAACAUGUGAACUUGCAGACCUUGGAGAUCAGAAUUUGCCAGAUGGAACAAAACUGCCACUUCCACCCAUCUUGCUUGGAACAUUAGGGAAUGAUCCGAAGAAGAAGACAUUGCUUGUGUAUGGUCAUCUUGAUGUUCAACCUGCUGAAAAGGAAGAUGGAUGGGAUACAGAGCCAUUUGUUCUCACUGAGAAAGAUGGAAAACUUUAUGGGCGAGGGGCCACAGAUGAUAAAGGGCCAGUUCUGGCCUGGAUUAAUUGUCUUGAAGCUAUGAAAGAGCAGGGAAUGGAAGUUCCUAUAAAUCUUAAGUUUAUUUUUGAGGGAAUGGAGGAGUCUGGCUCAGAAGGACUAGAUGAGUUGGUGUUCUCUAAAAAAGACACUUUCUUAAAGGGUGUAGACUUUGUUUGUAUAUCUGACAAUUACUGGUUGGGAAAGAAGAAACCGUGUAUCACAUAUGGUCUCAGGGGUAUUUGCUACUUCUUCCUGGAGAUACAGUGUGCGUCAAAGGAUUUGCACAGUGGUCUUUUUGGAGGAACAGUUCAUGAAGCAAUGGGUGAUCUCAUUCACAUUAUGGGCACCCUCGUAGACGUCAACGGCAAGAUACUCAUACCUGGCAUCAAUGAUUCUGUCGCCAAGCUCACUGAAGAGGAACAGAAACUUUAUGGACCAAUCGAUUUUGACACAAAUGAGUACAAAGAAGAUAUAGGUGUGAAGAAGUUGAUACAUAGUGAGAAACAUGAAGUUCUGAUGGCUCGCUGGCGAUACCCGUCACUCUCUUUACAUGGUAUUGAGGGAGCUUUUAGUGGUGCCGGAGCUAAGACUGUGAUACCAAGAAAAGUGACUGGGAAAUUUUCUAUCAGACUGGUUCCUGAUAUGCAGCCUGACCAGGUUGAAAAGUUGGUAAAAGCACAUGUAGAGAAGGUCCAUAAAGAGAGAGGCAGUCCGAAUGAAAUUAAGUUAUAUUUGGAAGGAGGCGGAGGAAAACCAUGGGUCAGCGACUUUAAUCAUCCAAAUUACACAGCUGGUAGAAAUGCUGUAAAAACAGUGUUUGGAGUGGAGCCUGACCUGACCAGAGAGGGCGGAAGUAUUCCAGUGACCUUGACAUUCCAAGAGGCCACAGGCAAAAAUGUCAUAUUACUCCCGAUAGGAGCCUCAGAUGACGGAGCCCAUUCACAGAAUGAAAAAAUUGACAAAUAUAACUAUAUACAAGGGAUCAAGCUACUUGGAGCAUAUAUGGAUGAAAUUGGAAAAACUGCAUAAAUAAAUAAUGGGAGAAGUACAGAAUAGAUCUUGACAUUUAAGAUCAAAUAAAACCAGUGUUUUAAAUCGGGCUAGAUUAAUGGCAAAAUUUUGUCCCGCCGCAAUGUAUGACAGAGUAGCUUUUACUUUUCACUUUUAAGGAUGUUUUGGUCACGAGUAAAGGUUGAAUUAAAGUUUAGUGAUAUUAUUUAAACAGAAUUUGACUUGUUGGAAGUGUGAUACAGUAUUUGUAUAAUCAGACAAAUCAACACUAGAUUUAGUAUUUGGUGAAGGCUAUUUUUAUAGUAAAGCAUUUUAUUGGAAUUUAAUCUUGUGAAACUAUAUAUACUUAAAGAUGAAAUGGGUUUAAUUCAUUCCCUGAAUAUUUUGAUUUGGUUUUUCAGACAUAAUAAAAUUUAUAAUCCCAGUUUAUUAUACAAUAUGUGAUUAACAUUAUAUAAUUAACAGGGUUUUUAAGGAUCACAUCUCAGCCUCUCAGGCAUACUCCUGAAAUAUUAUUUUGAUAUUUUGCAGAAUGUACCUUCAAACAAACUUACUUAUUUUUUAUUUCAUAUAGUAAUAAUUUGUUGGUUGGGAUAUUUAUAUCCUUUAAAAGUUUUAUUUCUUAUCUUGGAAAUGCAUUACAUAAUCAUUGAAUAUCAGGGUACUAGUAUGAUAAUACUUUCAAAUAGCUUUCUUUUACUGUUCUCAACAAUAUAAUUUGUUCAUUCAUUUAGACCUUUCACUUCAAUCAUUUUAGUUACAAGUAAAGAACAACAGCAUUAUUUAUAUAAUUUAACUUAACAACAAAUGUCUUUUAACAACCACCUUACAUAGCUGGCUUUAUAUGCUUCGUCAGUACAUUUUAAUUGACUACACAGCUAUUCCUAAUAUUUGUCAUUAUACUGUGAAAUCGUUAAUAUUCAUGGGGGAAUAAUUUUCAUGGAUUUUGUGGUUGAGUCAAUCCACGAAAUUUAAUCCCAACGAACAAGUAAAAUUUCCUUUCAUUUUAUGUUAAAAAGUUGAAAUCCACAAAUUUAUAUCCCCACGAAAUUGCCGUCUUGACCAAUACCACAAAAUUUCAUGCCCACAAAAUUAAAUGAUUUUACAGUGCAGUCAAACUUUGUUCGCUUUAUGGACCAGCAAAAUUUGGAACAAUUUACAUUAUGCAGGAAUUUUGCAGAGACCUGUCAAUGAGUUCAAGCAAAGGGCAGUGUCCGAAUUAUCCGAGUUCGAGCAGACGAAGUUUGACUGUAAUUCAAUUGACUACGUAGUUGCACCUAACUUUUGUCAUAUCUUUCUCAUGUAGUUUUGUCAUUACUAUAACAACAAAUAAAGUACUAUUUUUAUA
This is a messenger RNA of Mercenaria mercenaria, 2831 nucleotides long. Its product is annotated as cytosolic non-specific dipeptidase-like. The record is from RefSeq and is a predicted model, not a curated record. Gene Ontology annotation, molecular function: metallodipeptidase activity. Gene Ontology annotation, biological process: proteolysis. The coding region runs from base 83 to 1501 and encodes 472 amino acids. Lineage: Eukaryota; Metazoa; Mollusca; Bivalvia; Venerida; Veneridae. Gene Ontology annotation, cellular component: cytosol. The transcript has 13 exons.